AUGGCGGAAGAUUUCGGGAAUUGCAAAAUUUGCUUGCAAAAAUCUGAUGGUAUUCAUUUUUCUGUUAUUUCUUGCAGGUAAGAUUGCGAGUGAGAGUAAAUUGGGAAGAAUUCGAAAAUUAUGACGUUUUUUGGAGCCGGCUCAUUUGACACGCAAUGAUGAAAUUUUUUUUUAUUAAAAGUCUAAAUUUUAAUUUUUGUAAACAGUAAAUAUAACAUGUUAUAACAUUAUUUCUAACUUCAAAAACUGAGAAAGAUUUCGAAAUUAUCUCAAUAAAUACAUUUACAUCUUUUAAGAUUUAAAAAGUUUAGCAAGAUAAGCAAAGAGAAUUAUCAGUUUUUUGAGAAACUGUUGGAACACUUUUAUAUUUUCCUGAAUCCAAAAAAAAACUGUAACCAAAGCUUCACAAAUUUAAAACAGUUUUCAGCUUCUUUUUUUAUUUAUUAACAUUGUUCAUACAUAUUUUUGUCUAACUGAACACCAGCCAGACAUUCAGAUAAUUGACUCAUUUUGAAAUGUAACAAAGUUAGAUAGCAAUUUGUAGUUUUCUGAAGAUGGCACGUUAUGUUUUUCAGAUUUCUGGCCUGGUAAAUCUAGCCAGAUUCUGAAUGUGGCACUUCUCAUGAAAAUUUUAGAAAUUAUAUUUGUCUCUUGAAAUUUUCAGAAUUUCAUAAAAAAAUGAGAAUGGUUGCUCUCCCAAACACCACGUCUAAAAACCAUUUCAACUUUUCCCAAUUUUCAGAGCAUGUGCCGCAUUUUUUCGUCGAACUGUUAUUAUGAAUCUACAAUACACUUGUAGUGAUCGAGAUCGAUGUCAAGUUGAAAAAGAUUAUCGAAAUAUGUGUCGAAGUUGUCGAUAUCAACGAUGUUUGCGGGAAGGAAUGAAAACAGAAUGUAUGUUUGGAAAAAUUACGUAGGCAUUAUUGAAAUGUGAAAAGUCUGACUUUUCAGCUGUUCAAAUUAAACGCGACUCAAUUGGUCGAAAGAAACCUUUUGCGGUAAAGUUUAUGUUAUUUGCAGUGAAUUAGGAGAACAGCCUUUCUGAUCUGAAAAAAAGACGGAACAAAUUUUUCUGGGUUUCGUGUGCAUUGAAGCAAAAGAGUAUUGUAGAAAAUGUUGUUUGUGUUUUGACAAGUUUUCCGGUCAAAAAACAUUUGGGAUUCAUAGAGUUAUUUUUGGUUGAUUUUAUUUUUGUCUUUGUUUUAUAAACAAAAGUUAGAGUUAGGUUUUUUGUUUAGAACUGGAAAAGCGGAGGAGGGGCAUUUUCAUAAAGCUCUGACAAAUAAAUUCUUGUUAGAUGACAAGCAAGUUCAUAAUUGAUCUGGAAAUCCAUUAAACAUUUUCAGAAAAGAAAAGAAAAAAAAGAUAUGAAUAAAAAUAGGAUAUUUUGAAAUUAAAAAUAUCAAAAACAACCAUUUUCUGAGAAAAUCAUGUGUACUUUCCACCACUUCCUCAAAAUGCCUAAUCCUAAAAUUUGUUUACGAAUCCUAUCUGAAAAUGGCAUGUUAUACGAAAUUUCGAGAAAAAGCAUUGUUUCAAUGAGCAGGAAACCAAGCAAUUUUAAUCUUUCUGGAAAUUCUCAAAAUAACCUCAUUUUCACGUCAUUCCACAUAAUUUCCAUUCAAGAAUAACUCAAAACAAAAUAAUGAAAACAAGAUCUAAUCUCAGACUCCUGCAACCACGAGUUCAAUGAGUCUUCCAAGUGGAUUGAGUGAAAAUUUCAAAAAACUGGAGAGUGGGGAAAAGAAAAGUAUUUUGUCACAAAUGUCAGAUGGAUAUGAUCAUUUUCUAAAAAUUCGAAAAGCCACAAACUCCCUAAUGCAAAAAAAUAUGUUGUCACUUCUCAAAGAUGAACAAACGGUGAGAUCUUUUUUGGAGACUUCAUAAUUGUUUCACAAAAAAAAUAUGUUCCUAGGAGCUUCAAUCCGCACAUUUUGAUUCAGCAAAACAAGUUUGUCAAGUUGAAGCUCAUCUCGUAACCGAUAUUGUGAAUACAUAUUUUCAUCCAUUCAGCAAGCUAAAAUUUGAAGAUAAAGUAAGUCAUGAACAAUUCAGACAUAACAUAAUUCCAGUUCAGGUUGCACUAUUCAAAAAUUUCUUUUGUUAUUUUUCACACACUGAUCGAGCAUAUCAAAGCUAUUUGCGUUUUGAACAAGAUUCUGAAAAUGAUAAAAUUGUGAUGCCGGAUGGUGGAUUUAUAAAAAAGGAUGAGCUUGAAAAGUUUUAUGAAAACUCGCAAGGUGUUCAUACAAGCGCGGAAGAUGCGGCAAAGUUAGUUUGAGUUUUAAUUUUUUCAGAAAAAUAAAUGAUUUGUAGAAUUUUUCAACCGGUGUUUGAUUAUAUUUUGGAAGUGAUUGUUGGAAACAUGAGGAAAUUGAGAAUUCGUGAAUUUGAAUAUUUGGCGCUCUUGGGGUUCUGCUUAUGGGAUGAUGGUGAGUUGUGCUGAUUGGAAACGAAUGUUUGAGAAGAUAAAAUUUGGAAGUACUAAAAAACCACAAUCAACCUUAUCAAUCUCCCAGCCUACCCCUCAAAUUUCCCACCCUGAACUACUAAUUCUGUUCUAUUUUGCAGCCGUUCCCGGCCUAUCGGAAGAAGCGAAAAACAUUGCAUCUGACACACAAAUCAUAAUUCUCAACGAGCUCCAGUGUUACUACACAUCAAAAAAUCUGACAAAAAUUUCAACACGUGUUGGUCAAUUGUUGUUGUUAGUGCCAAAACUAACGGUGGGAGUUUUUAUUAUAUUUUUUUCAAUUAAUAAUUUUUACUAUUUCUCACGAAAAAUCAGAAUCAGAAUAACAAGAUAUUUUUAGAAAUGCGUCAUAAUGGUUCGUGAAAAUUCGGUGCUCGCCGAGCUAUUCAAUUAUUAUGAGGCUGAUGUGUGUUGCAAGAAUUUCAAAAAUGACACUUCUGUCAAAUUGGAAUGCACCUCAACGUGCAUUGUUCACACAAGAACUCAAACUUCAUGA
Messenger RNA from Caenorhabditis angaria, 2966 nucleotides. The record is from the annotation of a GenBank genome assembly. NCBI's taxonomy places the organism in Eukaryota, Metazoa, Nematoda, Chromadorea, Rhabditida, Rhabditidae.